Molecule: messenger RNA, 648 nt
Organism: Nannizzia gypsea CBS 118893
Lineage: Eukaryota; Fungi; Ascomycota; Eurotiomycetes; Onygenales; Arthrodermataceae
Exons: 2
Coding region: 1-606 (201 amino acids)
Source: RefSeq, a predicted model, not a curated record
AUGGCCUAUAAUUUAGCAAAGCGCCCACGAUUACAAAGUCGAUCGCCAUCCCCGUCGGGGUCUGAUUCUGACACCGCUCGCUUGAGUUCUGCUGUGCGUCGUUGCAAGGACAGAGAUGGCAGCCGCUGUGUUAUAACGAAGGCCUUCAACCCAAUCGAUGUCGCGCACAUUUAUCCUUAUUCCAUGCACAACACCACACAACGAACAACCAUCGACGGAUUCUGGCGUCUCUUGUCCUUUUUCUGGACGGAGGAGCGUGUCAACUCGUGGUUUGACUCUGUCUUUCCAAGAGAAACAGAGGUCGUGGAAAACCUUUUAUGCCUCGCGCCGCAAAUGCAUAGAUACCAUGGCGCCGCACUUUUUGCCUUGAAACCGAUCAGUUUGACUGAAGGCAAGGAGCGUUUGACAGUCAAGUUCUACUGGCUCACGAGCCACCAAAAUUCCGAUUCAGUUGACACAUCUACAGCCCCAACUCUGCCAUCCAACCUCACCAGGCGAGGCGACAUGCAUAAGGCAUGGAAUGUCGUUACGGAAAAGAAGAUUGCCUCGGGGGAUGAGAUCGUCUUCGAGACAAGCGACCCAGAGAAACUACCGUUGCCCGACUAGAACAUCCUGGACAUGCAAUGGGCCUUGCAGCGUGUUGUAGCA